Messenger RNA from Tigriopus californicus, 1060 nucleotides. Its product is annotated as pro-resilin-like. NCBI's taxonomy places the organism in Eukaryota, Metazoa, Arthropoda, Copepoda, Harpacticoida, Harpacticidae. The transcript is spliced from 2 exons. The record is from RefSeq and is a predicted model, not a curated record. The coding region runs from base 460 to 900 and encodes 146 amino acids. Gene Ontology annotation, cellular component: extracellular matrix.
UUAGCCCGCCGUCCAUUUGACUUUUGCUCGAGGAUCCGUGAACACGAGUAAUCAAUCCCAUGUCCAAGUACUGUUCGCGGGAUUCGGCACGUACGAGGAAUGAGAGACACUUCCUUGCCAAUUGCGUACAAGUAAUUGCUCCCGUUUCAUGUUGGACAAUUCAUUGGCACUGGGAUAAAUUUUGGUUGUGGUCUUUUGUGAUUCAAAGUGCGAUCUGGAUGAAACAAGAUAGAUAUUUUUAACACUGGACCCUCACCGGCAUAUUGAUCUUACAUACAGAGAAAAUACCAAUUUUUACAAGUCGCUCACAGCAGAUGAAUUUCAGGCUGGCAUUUCAUGUAAGAUAGCCACUUCCAAUAUAAAAGGAUAGGAUAGAAAGAUUUAAGGCAUCAGUUUUUAACCGUCUUCAACCAGUCAAAAGCAGGUUUAAGUGAAGUGGAGAGUCGUCAAAAAAGAAAAAUGAAGGUCUUCGCCAUAACUUUAUUGACCGUUUGCACUACUUCGAGCUUUCUGGUUGAGGCUGAUGACGGCUACGGGAAAGAGCACCACCAUCCCGCCUAUUACAAGUACGGCUACAAAGUGCACGACGACUACCACGGCACAGAUUUCGGCCACAAUGAGCAUCGCGAUGGACAUGUCACCAAAGGCGAAUAUCACGUCAAGUUGCCCGAUGGUCGCGUGCAAACCGUCACCUACUACGUGGAUGGCUACAAAGGCUACGUGGCUGAGGUCAAGUACCAUGGCAAGGCCCAUCAUCCCCAUGUCAAACCGCACAAGGGCUACGGGCAUGAUCACGGGCACGAUCACGGGCACGGCCACGGUGGCCACUCGGAAGUGUAUGGACACCAAAAGCCAGGUCAUGAUCAUGGGCACCAUGACCAUGGUUACGGCCAUCACUAAAUGCCAAUGCAAAUAACAGUGGAUAUUAAUAGAACAUAGGAUAGCUCUCCGUUUAUGUAUGGGACAAUAUUAUUUGAGAGUGCACUUGUUAUUGAUUGAAAUCUAUUGACGUAGAACUAGAACACCUAUAAUAAAGCAUCUAAUGACAAUAAACUUAGUU